GAAAUUUCAUAAGAAAAUAUCUGGUAAUUACCAGUUGAUUCUGUCAAUAUACGUGUAAAUAGGGAACUGGCAAGUAUCACAUCAGCAUAGAGACUACCAUUUUUUUAUGAAUUGAGAUCCAUCUAUAUAUAUGUAUAUGCUGAUAUAUGAUGUAUUAGGAUGUAUUAUUAAGCUUUUCUUCCUAACAAAGAAAAUAUAGGAGAUGGGCUACCUUCAAAUGAGUCGAUUUUUCUUGUCUUUCAUGGCCUGGGUGCUGUUGCUCUCACCAGCAGCAGCAGCAGCUGAUCAUGGAGGCACCAGCCACAGCGAUGGCAGUAUAGGAGUCAUCGUUGAUUAUGGUUCCCGUGUGGGCAAAGAAGAGAAAGUAGCAAUGGAGUUGGCCAUUGAUGAUUUCUACAACAAGACAAAUCAACGACUGGUUUUGCAUUCGAGAGACUCUCAAGGCGAUCCUCUUCGUGCGAGGCUUUCAGCCAUGGACCUCAUUGAGAAGCAGCAAGUGCAGGCCAUUGUAGGCCUUCAUACUUGGGAGGAGGUGUCUUUAGUCGCAGAAGUUGGUGGCCAAGCUCGUAUUCCUAUUCUUUCAUUGGCUGAUUCAACUCCCAAAUGGGCAACAGAUCGGUGGCCAUUCCUGGUUCAAGCCUCACCAAGUAGAUACUUGCAAAUGAACGCAGUGGCUGCCAUUGUUGGGUCCUGGCAAUGGCGUUGGAUCACUGUAAUAUAUGAGGACACUGACUCUGCAGCCACUGAUAUCAUUCCAUGUCUUGCCGAUGCCCUCAAGCAAGUGGGUUCAGAAAUUGGCUACCUUCUGGCUCUUCCACCAUUUACUGUCAAUUCCUCUUCUCCUUUAUCAGGUGAGCUUGAGGGACUUAAAGGAAGGCAAUCAAGAGUCUUUGUGCUUCAUUCCUCUUUAUCAAUGGCAGCACAUCUAUUUGAAACAGCUAAUGAAUUGGGCAUGAUGGAAGAGGGAUAUGUUUGGAUCAUUACAGACAGAACUACAAAUCUUAUACAUUCCAUGAAUUCUGCAAUCAUCUCAUCAAUGCAAGGCAUUCUAGGAGUGAGGAGCUACUUCUCUCAAAGUGGACCACGGUUCCAAGGUUUCUAUCUCAGAUUCAGAGAGAAGUUUCAUUCCUUGUAUCCCAAGGAAGACAACCAUGAGCCUGGUAUUUUCGCUCUGCAGGCAUAUGAUGCUGUAUGGUCUGUGGCUCUUGCAAUGGAGACAGCUCCAAGCAGCAAAAAAGGGUUAAUCCAACCAUUUUUAGAAAGAAUAGCAAUCAGUGAUUUCCAUGGCCUAAACAGUAGAAUCCAAUUCAACAGGAGAAGCUUGGCUCCACAGCGCAUCUUUCAGAUUAUUAAUGUGAUUGGAAAGAGUUACAGAGAACUCGGGUUCUGGUUCGAGGGAUCAGGUUUCUCCAAGACUACCAAUAAGAAAUCUACAUACAGUAGGCAGCUUCAAGUCCUUGGACAAGUGCUGUGGCCAGGAGGCCCUUGGUCUGUUCCAAGAGGAUGGUCUCUUCCAACAAGCCAAAAACCAUUGCGGAUUGGUGUCCCCCAACAUGGAACAUUCAAACAGUUCGUUAAUGUGACAUAUGAUGGAAGCCAUUAUUCUGUUACCGGAUUCUCCAUCGAGGUUUUCAAUGCAACUCUAGAACACCUGAAAUACCCUGUAACAUAUGAGCUCAUUCCUUACAGUGGCAACUAUGAUUCAUUGGUGGAGCAGGUUCAUCUCAAAGAAUUUGAUGCAGUAGUAGGUGAUAUAUCAAUAAUUUCAAAGCGAUGGAAACACGCAGAUUUUACACACCCCUACAGCGAACCUGGAUUGGUGAUGAUAGUUCCUGCUGAAACAGAAAGUAGACCGUGGUUGUUCAUCAAACCCUUCACCAAGGCCAUGUGGGUGCUGACUGGUGUAAUAACUAUUUACAGUGGUUGUGUGCUAUGGCUAAUAGAACGAAAUCAUACCUCAGCAUUUGAAGGCUCUAUACUGAGCCAAACAGCAACUUUGCUUUGCAUGUCCUUUACUACUCUCUUCUCUUUACAUGGGGAGAAGUUGCAUAGCAAUUUAUCAAGGUUGUCCAUGGUGGUUUGGCUGUUUGUGGCACUGGUCAUAACACAAAGCUACACAGCCAAUCUCAGCACCCUGCUCACUGUCCAGCAGCUCAAACCCAGUGUCAAGUCCCUCAAGGAUAACAAUUUUGUGGUUGGUUGCAGCUUGCGGUCCUUUAUCCCAAAAUAUCUGGAGGAAGUCCUGGGAAUAGACCCGAAAAACAUCAAAGAUAUUAGGUCAUUCGAAGAAUAUCCUCAAGCUUUUAGAAGGGGAGAGAUAGCAGCUACCUUCAUGGAAUCCUUGUACGCAGAAGUGUUUCUUGCCCAGUACUGCAAGGGCUUUGUUACUGUUGGGCCAACAUUCAGAGUUGGAGGCUUAGGCUUUGUGUUUCCAAAGGGUUCAACUAUACUUCCAGACAUCUCAGAAGCGGUGGUGAAAUUGUAUGAAAAGGGCGAGAUAAUGUACUUACGUAACAAGUUGGUCCACUCCCAGAAAUGCUUGGAAGUGGAAGCUGAAGAUGAUCACAGCAUUAGCCCAGACAGCCUUUGGGUGCUCUUCUUAGCAACAGGAGCUACAUCAACAGUUUCGCUGGCAAUCUAUGUGGGAGGUCAGAUGCAACAUUUCCAGGAUUUUAUGUUAGAAAACAUAGGUAUUUGGAGGCUGAUAUCGGCAGCAAUGAGAUCCUGGAUGCAUCACCAUGCACAACGAACACAAUUCUCUGGUGGAGACCUCAAAAGAACCAGUUCUCUAGUAGAGUUAGGGACAUACAGAGGAAGCCAUGGAAAUGUCUGAGACUCGAGGGAUU
Messenger RNA from Vitis riparia (riverbank grape), 2846 nucleotides. RefSeq names its product glutamate receptor 2.7-like. Lineage: Eukaryota; Viridiplantae; Streptophyta; Magnoliopsida; Vitales; Vitaceae. Gene Ontology annotation, cellular component: plasma membrane. The record is from RefSeq and is a predicted model, not a curated record. The transcript is spliced from 5 exons. Bases 203 to 2833 code for a protein of 876 amino acids. Gene Ontology annotation, molecular function: ligand-gated monoatomic ion channel activity; signaling receptor activity.